GAAAAUGAAAUUGAUUCUAAAAAUAGAUAACGGAAAUGCCAGCGUACUUCUAAAUGUCAAUAAUGGCGUGUCGAAAUUCACUGCUCGCUGCUUGUUUAAUUGGAUAUAUAUGUUCUAUAACUACCACACGCAUUACAUUCAAUGAUGAGUCAUCAAUUUAUUCACAACUAAAUUGGACAUGUCCAGCUGAUAAGCCAUUUAUGAUUAAAACCGGAAAUCGGUCUAUUUGUGUUUCAUCAUGUGGACCUACAAUGGUCGCAGAUGGUAAAAACUGUAUAAAAGUUGAAGAUUGUAACAAACCUGUGCUGUCGGAUGGAUACUGCAUGGAAAUGUGUGACGAAGGCUAUUUGUAUGUAACGUUUGACCAAAACCUUUGCCAGGACUGUGGGACCGAAUAUUGUUCAUAUGGAGUGAAAAAUAUUGCGCAGACAUUGUGUGUAAAGAAGUCAUCUCUAAUUUUGACAUUAGUAUGCUAUGUUAUUGGAACAAUUCUAUAUAUCGCCUUUCUGCUGAUAUUCUUCUCAACGUGGCAAUUCCCAUGCAUUAAAUUGAUAAUGUGGAUCAAAUCAAGGAAUCAGCUACAAAAGACUUCGUCACGUGACAUGUUGUGUAAUGAUUACGUCACAGAUGACUGAUUUCGUGUAAAUUAAAUCGUACAGACACGUUAUGCCAACGUCUCAUGUUCUUUGUAAUAUCAGAUUAAAGUGCACCGACAGCGGUAUACAU
Messenger RNA from Ruditapes philippinarum (Manila clam), 726 nucleotides. RefSeq lists its product as uncharacterized. The transcript has 3 exons. The coding region runs from base 54 to 635 and encodes 193 amino acids. NCBI's taxonomy places the organism in Eukaryota, Metazoa, Mollusca, Bivalvia, Venerida, Veneridae. The record is from RefSeq and is a predicted model, not a curated record.